Aureobasidium pullulans EXF-150 is the source of this 699-nucleotide messenger RNA. RefSeq lists its product as uncharacterized. The transcript has a single exon. NCBI's taxonomy places the organism in Eukaryota, Fungi, Ascomycota, Dothideomycetes, Dothideales, Saccotheciaceae. The record is from RefSeq and is a predicted model, not a curated record. The coding region runs from base 1 to 699 and encodes 232 amino acids.
AUGGCCGCCGUCGCCACCGCCGCGCCUACCGCAGAGCCCGCUGCUGCUCCCGAACCCGCGUUCUCCUCGUGGGGCAAGAAGUACAAGCCCGGUAUGUGGAACGGUUGGGGUGACGCACCUGGCCAGGUCUACCGCCGUGAGGCCGAUCCAGCAUUCAGCUCCUGGGGCAAGAAGUACAAGCCCGGCAUGUGGAACGGCUGGGGCGAUGCUCCUGGUCAAGUCUACCGUCGUGAGGCAGAAGCUGAUCCUGCUUUCUCUUCGUGGGGUAAGAAGUACCACCCUGGUAUCUGGAACGGAUGGGGUGAUGCUCCCGGACAGGUCUACCGCCGUGAGGCCGAGGCCGACCCUGCUUUCUCAUCUUGGGGAAAGAAGUACCACCCUGGUAUCUGGAACGGCUGGGGUGACGCUCCUGGUCAAGUCUACCGCCGCGAGGCAGAGGCUGACCCUGCCUUCUCUUCGUGGGGCAAAAAAUACCACCCUGGUAUCUGGAACGGAUGGGGUGAUGCUCCCGGACAGGUCUACCGCCGUGAGGCCGAGGCCGACCCUGCUUUCUCCUCCUGGGGUAAGAAGUACCACCCUGGCAUCUGGAACGGCUGGGGUGACGCCCCUGGCCAGGUCUACCGCCGCGAGCCCGAGGCCACUACCACCGAGGCCGUCGUUGAGCCCACCGAGACCGAGACUGCUGAAGUCAAGGCCUAA